AUGCCUUCGUCUGCUACCUCCAUCGCGGCGAUGGCUGAUGCUGAUGAAUCCCCCUCGGCAACGAGCCACGAAGACGACGCCUCGCAAUGGACACGCGUGAUCCGAAAGGGCAAAGCAAUCGGCCGGCAAGAACAGGUCCUCCGUCUCCCCAGGGCCGGCCCCGAGUCCAACUUUCCCCCGAAUCCCCACGCCCGCCUCACCCUGCAGGACAUCCGCACAGAUCACGAGAAGAUUCCCCGCAAGUGGCGCGCCAGUCCCGCCUCCAGCGCCCUUGCCGACCUCAUCAUCGACAACCGCCGCUCCCACGCUCCUAUCACCAACGCAGUCUGCCUCGGUCUGGGCUCCUUUGACCCAGAGGACGGCUCCUUCGAUGCCACUCGCCGCUCCCAUGUGCAGCUGGAUGCCUUCCUUGCCAUAACCAAGUUGCUUAGUAUGCCUAUGCCCAAUUGCCCCCCUCACGGCUCUUCUGCCGUUUUCUUUUCGCUAAUGUGCGUCUGUCUGCUUCCAGAGGCCGACUCGAACGAGCCCGUUCACUGUGUGUUCCAAGAACCUCGUUUCACUGCCACGGACAAGGAACUCAUCAAAGACUUGGGUCAUACCGUCGUCGAUUCGCCAGGCGCUUUCGAUCUUAUCGACUCGAAUGCCUUGGUUUUUGGCGUACAUCUCUAUCGGGACAUCUGGGCCUCCGCCCUCGAUAAAUCUUUGCCCGCCAUGUUCGUCGGUACUGGCUGGGAUGUCUGGGACGAGUGCCCGGGUUCCGAUAAGAGCGCGGACUUUGAGCGCAUUCGAGAGAUGGACAUGACAUACGACAAGUUCGCCUUCCCACAAGACGACCACCAUACUUUCUCGAGCACAUCGAUUUAUUGGCGGAAGCGUGACGCGCCAUGA
Molecule: messenger RNA, 888 nt
Organism: Phaeoacremonium minimum UCRPA7
Lineage: Eukaryota; Fungi; Ascomycota; Sordariomycetes; Togniniales; Togniniaceae
Exons: 1
Coding region: 1-888 (295 amino acids)
Source: RefSeq, a predicted model, not a curated record